This is a messenger RNA of Trematosphaeria pertusa, 843 nucleotides long. RefSeq lists its product as uncharacterized. Bases 146 to 661 code for a protein of 171 amino acids. Lineage: Eukaryota; Fungi; Ascomycota; Dothideomycetes; Pleosporales; Trematosphaeriaceae. The record is from RefSeq and is a predicted model, not a curated record. The transcript has a single exon.
GGAGGCGGCGCUCUCAACACCGCACUCCUAACCACUCCUCCAAACACACCUCCCCCUACAACGACCAGCCCAAUUAACGAACGCAUAUCUCCCCAAUUCGAAGCGAGUGUGAUGGUAUCCAAAAACCAAAGAAACGAGCAAAUGUAUGAGCGUGAAGCUUCAAAGAAUUCGUUUUCGCGCUAUGAAGCCAUGUCUGCGUGAUUUCGCAAUCCCUUCGCAACGGGGUGGCCACAACCGCGCACUUUUAACAGCAGCCAUGCCCAGGACCCAGGACCACACACGCUCCACCGACGAUCCUGUGGCCACAAUCCACCACAGCCCACCGGCCCUCCAGCCCCCAUCCGGCAACUUCUGCAGCCGAUCCCCCGCCGAUCAGGGUCCCGCUUCCAACAUGGCAUUCUGCCGCUUUUCCUGCCUUUGCCCCUCUCCAGCCACACGUCAGCAUCGCAAUCUGUCGAAUCGCACCAUGGCAUUUUUGCAAUCCUGGUCUUGCUACGCGUGCUGGUUGGUGCGGCUCCGUCGGUGUCGUGUCGGAACGUGUCGCUUCGAGCAAGCGAGAGCACCGCCACAUGUCGCCACUGCCUUGCGGCUUGCGGCUGCGUCUGCAGAUGAGAUUCUGGAUCUUGGUGCUGUUCGUUUGGAAAGUGCCGGGCUGCUGUGAGUGGUUGGAAUGCGAGGUAGAGCGUCAGUGUGAUGCAGGUGGUCCUGCAUGAGUGGAGGGUAUUUUUGGAAGGGCCAAUUAUGUGGCUGGGGGUUUUUGGAGAGGGUUUGGUGUCGAUGCUGCGCGUGCGAGUGCGCGGCUCCGAGGAAUACCUACGGUAAUCUGGGGAAAUUGCUGCUUUG